AUGAUGUGUGAAGUGAUGCCAACGAUAAACGAGGACACCCCAAUGAGUCAACGGGGGUCCCAGAGUAGUGGGUCGGACUCGGAUUCUCACUUUGAACAACUGAUGGUGAACAUGCUAGAUGAAAGGGAUCGUCUCCUUGAUACCCUUCGGGAGACUCAGGAAAGCCUGUCGCUUGCACAGCAACGCCUUCAGGAUGUCAUCUACGACAGAGACUCCCUCCAGCGACAGCUCAAUUCAGCACUGCCACAGGACUUGGAAGUUCUCCAUUCUGACCUGGCUGGUUCAAGUGGAAUGAAUGGCCCAGAAUUCGCUGCACUGACAAAAGAGUUAAAUGUGUGUAGGGAGCAACUGCUUGAAAAAGAAGAAGAGAUUUCAGAACUCAAGGCCGAAAGAAACAACACAAGACUGUUACUGGAGCAUUUGGAGUGCCUUGUUUCAAGACAUGAAAGGUCUCUGAGGAUGACGGUAGUGAAACGGCAAGCACAGUCCCCCUCAGGAGUUUCCAGUGAAGUUGAAGUUCUCAAAGCACUGAAAUCUUUGUUUGAGCACCAUAAGGCUUUGGAUGAAAAGGUAAGGGAACGACUGAGGGUUUCUUUAGAAAGAGUCUCUGCACUGGAAGAAGAACUAGCUGCUGCUAACCAGGAGAUUGUAGCUUUACGUGAACAAAAUGCACACAUUCAAAGGAAAAUGGCAUCCGGAGAAGGGCCUGCUGAAUCCGAACAUAUUGAAGGAAUGGAGCCAGGGCAAAAGGUUCAUGAAAAGCGCCUAUCAAAUGGCUCUAUAGACUCAAAUGAUGAAGCCAGUCAAGUGGUGGAACUACAGGAACUGCUCGAAAAGCAAAAUUAUGAAAUGGCACAAAUGAAGGAACGUUUGGCUGCACUAUCUUCCCGAGUGGGGGAAGUAGAGCAGGAAGCAGAGACCGCCAGGAAGGAUCUAAUUAAAACAGAAGAAAUGAGCACUAAAUAUCAAAGGGACAUUAGAGAGGCUAUGGCACAGAAAGAAGAUAUGGAAGAAAGAAUCACUACCCUUGAGAAGCGCUACCUCAGUGCACAGAGGGAAUCCACCUCCAUACAUGACAUGAAUGAUAAACUGGAAAAUGAACUGGCAAAUAAGGAGGCCAUCCUGCGUCAGAUGGAAGACAAAAACAGACAGCUGCAAGAACGUCUUGAGCUCGCUGAACAGAAGCUGCAACAGACAAUGCGGAAGGCUGAGACCUUGCCUGAAGUGGAGGCUGAACUAGCUCAGAGAAUUGCAGCACUGACUAAGGCAGAAGAAAGACAUGGUAACAUUGAAGAACGUAUGAGACACUUGGAAGCUCAACUUGAAGAAAAGAAUCAGGAACUUCAAAGAGCAAGACAAAGAGAGAAAAUGAAUGAGGAGCACAACAAAAGAUUAUCAGAUACUGUAGACAGACUUUUGACAGAAUCCAAUGAGCGCCUGCAGCUACACUUAAAAGAGAGAAUGGCAGCACUUGAGGAAAAGAAUGUUUUAAUUCAGGAAUCUGAAAGUUUCAGGAAGACCCUGGAAGAAUCUUUACAUGACAAGGAAAGAUUGUCAGAAGAAAUUGACAAACUGAGAUCUGAACUUGACCAGUUGAAAAUAAGGGCUGGCUCUUUAAUUGAACCUACAUUAUCAAGAUCUCACCUUGACACAUCAGCAGAACUGAGGUAUUCUGUGGGUUCCUUGGUUGAUAGCCAAUCUGACUACAGGUCAACUAAAGUGAUAAGGCGACCCAGAAGAGGUCGUAUGGGGGUCCGGAGAGAUGAACCAAAGGUGAAAUCUCUUGGGGAUCAUGAGUGGAACAGAACUCAGCAGAUUGGAGUCUUGAGCAGCCACCCAUUUGAAAGUGACACCGAAAUGUCUGAUAUUGAUGACGAUGAUAGAGAAACUAUUUUUAGCUCCAUGGAUCUUCUGUCACCAAGUGGGCAUUCAGAUGCCCAGACUCUGGCCAUGAUGCUUCAGGAGCAACUAGAUGCAAUCAACAAAGAAAUAAGGUUAAUUCAAGAAGAAAAAGAAUCAACAGAACUGCGUGCUGAAGAAAUAGAGAACAGAGUAGCUAGUGUCAGUCUAGAAGGCUUGAAUCUGGCUAGAGUUCACCCAGGUACAUCUAUCACUGGAUCAGUGACAGCUUCAUCGCUUGCAAGCUCUUCUCCUCCUAGUGGGCACUCGACCCCUAAACUCACCCCUCGCAGUCCAGCCAGAGAAAUGGAUCGCAUGGGGGUCAUGACACUGCCAAGUGAUCUAAGGAAACAUCGACGAAAGAUUGCAGUGGUAGAAGAAGAUGGACGUGAAGAUAAAGCCACAAUAAAAUGUGAAACCUCUCCUCCUCCAACACCCAGAGCCAUCAGGAUGACUCAUACCCUUCCUUCUUCAUACCACAAUGAUGCCAGAAGUAGUUUGCCUGCUUCACUGGAGCCAGAAAGUAUUGGUCUUGGCAGUGCCAGUAGCAGCCAGGACUCCCUACACAAAGCUCCGAAGAAGAAAGGAAUCAAGUCUUCAAUAGGACGUUUGUUCGGUAAAAAAGAGAAGGCUCGACUUGGACAGCUCAGAGGUUUUAUGGAAACAGAGGCUGCAGCACAGGACUCUCUGGGAUUAAGCAAACUGGGAACUCAAGCAGAAAAAGACCGAAGACUAAAGAAAAAGCAUGAACUUCUGGAAGAAGCUCGGAGAAAGGGAUUGCCUUUUGCACAAUGGGACGGGCCUACAGUGGUUGCAUGGCUGGAGCUGUGGUUGGGAAUGCCUGCAUGGUAUGUUGCUGCUUGCCGUGCAAAUGUGAAGAGUGGAGCCAUAAUGUCUGCUUUGUCUGAUACUGAGAUUCAGAGAGAAAUUGGAAUCAGCAACCCUCUCCAUCGCUUAAAGCUCCGACUAGCAAUCCAGGAGAUGGUAUCACUUACGAGUCCAUCAGCUCCUCCCACUUCUAGAACACCCUCAGGCAAUGUUUGGGUGACCCAUGAAGAAAUGGAAAAUCUUGCAGCUCCAGCCAAAACGAAAGAGUCUGAGGAAGGCAGCUGGGCCCAGACCCUUGCUUAUGGUGAUAUGAACCAUGAAUGGAUUGGUAAUGAAUGGCUCCCCAGUCUGGGUUUACCUCAGUACCGAAGUUACUUUAUGGAGUGCCUGGUAGACGCAAGGAUGUUAGAUCAUCUGACGAAGAAAGAUCUCCGCGUGCAUUUAAAAAUGGUGGAUAGCUUUCAUCGAACGAGUUUGCAGUAUGGGAUCAUGUGCUUAAAGAGGCUGAAUUAUGACAGAAAAGAACUGGAAAGAAGAAGAGAAGUGAGUCAGCAUGAAAUAAAAGAUGUAUUGGUCUGGAGCAAUGAUCGAGUCAUACGCUGGAUACAGGCUAUUGGACUACGAGAAUAUGCAAAUAAUGUCUUAGAAAGUGGUGUACACGGAUCACUUAUAGCCCUGGAUGAAAACUUUGAUUACAGCAGUUUAGCUUUAUUAUUACAGAUUCCAACACAAAACACCCAGGCACGGCAAAUCCUUGAGAGAGAAUACAACAAUCUUUUAGCACUAGGAACUGAGAGACAACUUGAUGAAAGUGAUGACAAGAACUUCAGACGUGGCCCUUCCUGGCGAAGACAAUUUCCUCCACGUGAGGUCCAUGGAAUCAGCAUGAUGCCUGGCUCCUCAGAAACACUUCCAGCUGGAUUCAGAUUAACUACAACAUCAGGGCAGUCACGAAAAAUGACAACUGAUGUUGCUUCAUCACGAUUGCAGAGGUUAGACAGCUCUACAGUUCGCACAUACUCAUGUUGA
Emys orbicularis (European pond turtle) is the source of this 3756-nucleotide messenger RNA. It is a transcript of the gene PPFIA2, whose product is annotated as PTPRF interacting protein alpha 2. The transcript has 31 exons. Gene Ontology annotation, molecular function: protein binding. The coding region runs from base 1 to 3756 and encodes 1251 amino acids. NCBI's taxonomy places the organism in Eukaryota, Metazoa, Chordata, Testudines, Emydidae. Gene Ontology annotation, biological process: synapse organization. Gene Ontology annotation, cellular component: presynaptic active zone. The record is from RefSeq and is a predicted model, not a curated record.